Molecule: messenger RNA, 1511 nt
Organism: Quercus lobata
Lineage: Eukaryota; Viridiplantae; Streptophyta; Magnoliopsida; Fagales; Fagaceae
Product: F-box protein CPR1-like
Exons: 2
Coding region: 97-1215 (372 amino acids)
Molecular function (GO): protein binding
Source: RefSeq, a predicted model, not a curated record
GUUAUCUCAUUCUUUUCGAUUUCUUUUCAACCAAAGCUUUCAAACCCAGAUCUUCAUCAAUCUCUCCAAAUCAUAAUUAUUAACCGAAGCUUAGCGAUGUGGGAUUCUCCACCUCCUGAAAUCCUAACCUUUGUUCUCAUACGGUUACCAAUAAAAUCCAUCAUAACUUGCACCUCCGUUUCCAAAACAUGGAAAUCCAUCAUCCAAAACCCUUCCUUCAUCUCCAUCCAUCUCCACCACUCCAAAAACAAGCACCCCCUCCUUCUCUUCAGGCUCCCUCCAAGUGAACACAGGGUUAGUGGUAAAGAACUCUACGCAUUGUAUUGUGACAACAACAACCCGGAUUUAUAUGAACACACCAGGUUUGACUUCCCUCUCAGCGGGACGUUCCGUGUGGUGGGUACUUGUAACGGCUUGGUCUGCUUUACCAUGAAAUUCACUGACAGGUUCUUUUUCUGGAACCCUCUUGUUAGAAAGCUUGUGAUUCUUCCUACACCCAGUGUUGGCCUCCGAACACUUCGUUUUUACAACCCCUCUAUUGGGUUUGGAUUUGAUCCCAAAACUGAUGACUAUAAGGUGGUGAGGAUUGUGAGUGCUAGCGAGAGUGAAAGCUCUAAGGUACCCAAGGUUGAGGUUUAUUCGCUCGCCACUGCUCAAUGGAGAGUGGUUACUGCAGUGCCUCCCACAGGUACUGCAUUUGCAGACAGAUGUGAUCCACAUGCUUUUGUCAAUGGGGCUUUGCAUUGUGUUGCCAGUAAAAACAAUAUUGACAACGAAAUUCUGAAUUUUAUAUUGGUGUUCGAUUUGGGGGACGAGGUAUUCCGCGAGAUAGCAAUGCCAAAACCUUUGGAUAAUCCUGAGAAUUUGGUGGGUGUGUCUGUUUCAGCUUAUAGGAAUUCCCUUGCCUUAAUUCAAUGGGGGGUUUCUAUUCGUUGUGUCGAUAUAUGGGUGAUGAAAUGGUACGCCGUUGCAUCCUCUUGGACCAAAAUGUUUUCAACUUUGGCUGAUCAAGGAGGCUUCUUACCAAGGCCAAUAGGUUUUAAGAAGACUGGUGAGGUUUUAUUGGAAAUGCAUAAAGGACAGUUCGUCUCACGAGACCUUGAGACCCAACAGAUUAAAGAUCUUAGGACUAUUGGAGAUAAAUUUACUUUUGUUGAUUCUUAUGUUGAGAGUCUAGUUUUGCUCAACAAACCCAACUGUGCAUUUGCAUACUGAGUAAAAACAAAGAGGAACAACAGAAACUUUGUGCAAUCAUGGUGGUGAUGAGCAAAUAAUGGACUUAACUCAUCAAGAGAAAGAUUCGACAAGCCUUUUUUAUGGUAUUUAGUUUGCAUUAGUUUAUCAUGUCAAAAGGGAUUGUGGUUGUUAUAAUGUAUUUAUGCUUAAUGAAGUAUGUUAAACUGCUUUCUUCUUUUAGUAUUUCUAGGUGAUUUGCAGUUUGGUUUCAUUGUUUGUAUAUGAACUUUUAUGUGAACUUUGCAAAAGUUUUACUCUAAAUUUAAUUAUUAUUA